Molecule: messenger RNA, 1515 nt
Organism: Lolium rigidum
Lineage: Eukaryota; Viridiplantae; Streptophyta; Magnoliopsida; Poales; Poaceae
Product: acyl transferase 1-like
Exons: 3
Coding region: 1-1356 (451 amino acids)
Source: RefSeq, a predicted model, not a curated record
AUGGCUACCAUGGUGAGGUUCACGGCUCGUCGGAGCAAAGCGCAAGUCGUCGCACCGGCGCGGCCGACGCCCCGUGAGACCAAGGCCCUCUCCGACAUGGAUGACUGCACCUACCUACGGCACUACAUCGGCGCCAUUCUGUUCUUCCGUCCGGUCCGUCGCGAGCCGGCGGUGACGGACCCUGCCGAGGCCAUCAGGGCGGCGCUCGCGGAGGCUCUGGUCCACUACUACCCGCUCGCCGGCCGCCUGCGGGAGAUGCCCGGAGGCAGGCUCGCGGUGGAGUGUACCGCCGAAGGGGCAGUGUUCGUGGAGGCCGACGCCGACGUGCGGCUCGAGGAUUUCGGGCAGCCCGCGCUGCCGCCCUAUCCGUGCAUCGAGGAGCUCGUGUGCGACGUCGACGACUACACCCCUGUCCUUGGCAACCCGUUGGUCUACAUGCAGCUCACUCGGCUGAGAUGUGGGGGCUUUGUUCUAUCUGUGCACACGUGCCACAACGUCGCCGACGGCUUCGGCCUGCUCCAGUUCGUCAAAGCUAUCGCCGACCUCGCACGCGGCGACGCGCGUCCGGCCGUCUUGCCCGUCUGGAACAGGGAGAGCAUGUUCAAGGCACGCACACCAGGUCGUGUCAGGCAGGACAUCUUCCCAGGCCACGCUUCCGGCAUCGUCACCGCCGACACGCUGCCGGCGCCGCCGGCAGACAUGGUGACCCAGUACUUCCGGUUUGGCCCGGAAGAGGUCGCCGCUCUCAGGAGCCAUCUCCCGGACCGCCUCGCGCGGUCCUGCACCGUGUUCGAGCUGCUGUCGGCGUUCCUGUGGAGGUGCCGCACCGUGGCGCUAGGCUACGAGCAUGGGCUGCCCGUGCGCCUCGUGUUCCGCAUGAACGCCCGGGGCAAGUACCCGCCGAUCCCCAGAGGGUACUACGGCAACUGCGUCCUCCGCCCGAUGGUGGAGGCCGGCGUCGACGAGCUGUGCGGGAAGCCGCUCGGCCACGCGCUGGAGCUGGUGCUGCGGAGGGCCAAGCUCAGCACCACGGAGGAGCACGUGAGGUCGACGGUGGACAUGAUCACCGCGCUGCGCGCGCACCGGCAUCUCGACGUCGACAGGGCAUUCCACGUCGUUGAUACGACUCGGCUUGGAGAUGAGAAGAUCGACAUGGGUUGGGCCACGGCGGUGGGCGGCGGCGUGCCAUACAUUACGGACCCAAUGAGCUACCACAUGGCCUUGAAGAGCGGGGAUGGCGAGGUGAUCACCGCUGUGUCCAUGUUCUUGCCCAAACCUGCCAUGGAGAGGCUUGAGAAGGAGAUAUCCAUGUGGAUAAGAGGUGACGCAAAAAAGUUUAUACCGAGCUCCAUGUAGGAGAGUUUAAUAAUUGUAGCUUGUUCUAUAUUCAAACUGGUUCAGUUAUACUUCCUUCGGUCUUUUUUAAUUAACUUAAACUUAGUACAAAGUUAUACUCAAUUCGAGUCAAUUAAAAAGGACCGAAGGGAUCGAGUACGUCGUAGUAGCCUAUUUUAG